Messenger RNA from Cryptomeria japonica (Japanese cedar), 507 nucleotides. Its product is annotated as (S)-N-methylcoclaurine 3'-hydroxylase isozyme 1-like. The coding region runs from base 1 to 507 and encodes 168 amino acids. Gene Ontology annotation, molecular function: oxidoreductase activity, acting on paired donors, with incorporation or reduction of molecular oxygen; heme binding; monooxygenase activity. The record is from RefSeq and is a predicted model, not a curated record. NCBI's taxonomy places the organism in Eukaryota, Viridiplantae, Streptophyta, Pinopsida, Cupressales, Cupressaceae. The transcript has a single exon.
AUGGAUCAUUUCUCAAGUUUAUUGAGCAGCACCCUGGUUUUUUAUUCUGUAGUAUCCAUUACUGUUAUAUACAUGCUCACCAAGCUCAGAAGCAAGCCAUCUGGGAGGCUGCCACCAGGACCACGUCCCUGGCCUUUGGUUGGGAACAUCCUCCAGGUGGGCAAGAAUGCGAACGAAUCCUUCUUCGAGCUUGCGAAGAUCCAUGGCCCCCUCAUGACCCUCCACCUAGGAUGGCGGACAACUGUAGUAGCCUCAUCGCCCGCCAUGGCCAGAGAGGUUCUCAAAACGCAGGACCCAUCCCUGUCAGCACGUACAAUGAUUGAGGCCGCCAAGUGUCUCGAGUAUGGCGAAAACUCGCUGGUGUGGAGGGACUGCGUGCCACGCUGGCGCACUCUCCGCCGCAUCUGCACCACCCAGCUCUUCACUGUCAAGCGUCUGGAGGCACUCCACCACCUGCGGCGGGAGCAAAUGAGAAGCAUGAUGAGGGCUAUUUAUAAGUCCACGUGA